AUGGCCCCUCUGGUGUACAGGUCUGCAGCCGCCGCACUCAUCGUUUAUGACAUCACAGACCAGAAUUCGUUCGAUGAGGUUGAUUACUGGAUCUCAGAGCUAAGGAGUAAUGGUCCUGAGGAAAUCUUGAUUUAUGUGAUUGGGAACAAAGUAGACCUCGAAUCACGCCGUGUUGUCGACCGGGAAGUGGCAGAGAGUUACGCCCAAACCAAAGGAGUGUUUCACUUUCAUUCCAGCGCCAAGACUGGCCAGGGUGUCGAAGAAAUCUUCUAUCAUAUCUGUCAAGAAGAUCUCAAGAAGAGUUCAAUAAAAGAAACUGGAUGCAAGAAUCGUCAGAGUACGAUCGAUGUCUCAAACUCCACCAAUUCCGAUGGAAACAACGGCGGUCAUCGCGGUCCAUGUCGAUGUGUAAAUGGGUACCUGAUCUGCUUGAGCUCUAAUUACUUUGGCAGCUCAGCUACAACCAGGACUACCUGGGUAGGGAAAACCAGUAUAACCACACGAUUCGUCCAGGGAAACUUUGAUGAGAAAUACGUCAGCACUAUCGGCGGCGCCUUCUUGUCAAGAUCACUCUACUUUCAGAACAUCGAAUAUAGUUUUGCAUUAUGGGAUACGGCGGGGCAAGAAAGGUUUCGUUCAAUGGCCCCUCUGACGUACAGGUCUGCAGCCGCCGCACUCAUCGUUUAUGACAUCACAAAGCAGGAUUCCUUCGAAGAUGUUGAUUCCUGGAUCUCAGAGCUGAGGAGCAUGGGUCCUGAGGAAAUCUUGAUUUACGUGAUUGGGAACAAAGUAGACCUCGAAUCACGCCGUGUUGUCGACCGGGAAGUAGCAGAGAGAUACGCCCAAACCAAAGGGGUGUUUCACUUUCAUUCCAGCGCCAAGACUGGUCAGGGUAUCGAAGAUAUCUUCUAUCAUAUCUGUCAAGAAGAGCUCAAGAAGAGUUCAAUAAAAGAAACUGGAUGCAAGAAUCGUCAGAGUACGGUCGAUGUCUCUAACUCUACCAAUUCCGAUGGAAACAACGGCGGUCAUCGCGGUCGAUGUCGAUGUCAGAUCACCUAAUCAAACUAGAUCGCAAAGGCUUUCUAAAAUCAACGUGAAAACAAAUUCAGUAGCCUUUUACAUCGCCUUUGAAAUAUGCGAACCUUUUAUUUCGACCAUACAUGAUUUCUACAGUGUAUACAGGCAAUACAACAGGAUAUUGAAAUUUCCCUUGAGCUGAUUAAUCUCUUUGCGAAAGCUAUUAUCAGAGUUAUCAA
Molecule: messenger RNA, 1256 nt
Organism: Strongylocentrotus purpuratus (purple sea urchin)
Lineage: Eukaryota; Metazoa; Echinodermata; Echinoidea; Camarodonta; Strongylocentrotidae
Product: vacuolar protein sorting-associated protein 21-like
Exons: 9
Coding region: 1-1059 (352 amino acids)
Molecular function (GO): GTP binding; GTPase activity
Source: RefSeq, a predicted model, not a curated record